Molecule: messenger RNA, 4555 nt
Organism: Archocentrus centrarchus (flier cichlid)
Lineage: Eukaryota; Metazoa; Chordata; Actinopteri; Cichliformes; Cichlidae
Gene: foxg1b
Product: forkhead box G1b
Exons: 1
Coding region: 142-1386 (414 amino acids)
Biological process (GO): regulation of transcription by RNA polymerase II
Cellular component (GO): nucleus
Molecular function (GO): DNA-binding transcription factor activity; sequence-specific double-stranded DNA binding
Source: RefSeq, a predicted model, not a curated record
AUCCAUGCAUCUCUCAUCCUGACCCUCCUUUCUCUCUACUCUCUGUCUCUCUCGGAUAACGGAGGUGGAGGAGCUUGGAGUUGUCGUUGUUAUUUUUUUUAUUAUUUAUUCCUCGUUUUGUUGGGAGAGCCGCCACCGGGCAUGGAGGAUGUAAAAGACCCGCCGACCGUCCACCGGUCCUCCUCCUUCAGCAUCAAGAGCCUCCUGCUGCCCUCCAAGUGCGACCGACCGGACUCCGCCGCCGCGAUCGUCGGAAUCCACGGAGCCCUAUCUCCCUCUCCGGGCUCCGACUCUGAGAAGUCUCUGGACCCGCCGGAGGUGGACUCCACGGCCUCCACGGUUCUAGAGCCGGAGAAACCGGGCAAGGAGGAGCAGGGGGAAGAGGAGGAGGACGGAGGGGGAGGCGGAGGAGGGGACGGCGGCAAGGCAACACCGGAGCAGAAUAAUAACGGCAGUAACAGUGGGAAAAACGGGAAAUAUGACAAGCCUCCGUUUAGCUACAAUGCGCUGAUUAUGAUGGCCAUCCGACAGAGCCCCGAGAAGCGGCUCACGCUGAACGGCAUCUAUGAGUUCAUUAUGAAAAACUUCCCGUAUUACCGGGAACACAAGCAGGGCUGGCAGAACUCCAUCCGGCACAACCUGAGCCUCAAUAAGUGCUUCGUUAAGGUGCCCCGGCAUUACGACGACCCAGGAAAGGGGAACUACUGGAUGCUGGACCCGAGCAGCGAUGAUGUUUUCAUCGGCGGGACCACAGGGAAGCUCCGCAGGCGCUCCGCCACUUCCCGGGGCAAGCUGGCGAUGAAGCGCGGGUUGCGCUUCGCUCCUCUCGGCUUGGGGAUUAACGAGCGGACGAAUAACCCGCUCUACUGGCAGAUCUCUCCGUUUCUCUCCCUGCACCAUCACCACCACCACCACCCGCACUACAACGGCUCGUCCCCCGGGUUCUUGAACCAGGCGGCCGGAUACGGGUCACUGCUGCCUGCGGUGGAGCAGCUGAGUAACGGGGACCUGGGGCGCUCCAUCCUCGGCGGGUCUGCCGCGGGGGCGCUGGGCUUGACGAACAGUUACGGGAUGAGCACGUCGCCGGUCGGGCUGCUCUCCGGACAGACUGCCGGGUAUUUUGUCUCAGGGAGCCAACACUCUGCAGCAGCAGCACCGCCGGGAGGAGGACCACCGCCGCCACCUCCACCACCUCCGCCACCGCCACACCUCCAGCAGGGCGCGCCGGGAUUCGGUGGCCUGGCGACCAGCAGCUCCCCGCAGUCCCUACUAUCGGACUCCCUCAGAAACAGCUCCCUACCGGCCUUCUCCCCCGGCGUGUCCGCGGGGUUCCCCGGGGUGCUGUCCCAUCAAAAGAGGGUGACCCCAAACGCUUUCCUAAACUGACCCCCCCUCCCUCCGUGGACUGCACCGGGACGAGGACGGACAAAGACGUCACGUUAAGGGCAAAUAAAAAGUGGUAACUAUCAAAACACUGACCGCAAAAAAUCUCUAUAUAAAUAUAUAUAUAUAUAAAAAUAUAUAUAUGAAGUGAAACUUUUUGGCCAUAUUCCACCCGGAAGUGCAACGGGUUUAUUUAGAUUUCUUUUUCUUGUUUUCGCAUUUUACUGAAAAAGGGACAAACUUUUGUUACCCGCGGGUUGUACAACUGUAAACUAGACUUGCCAAAGGUAACACUAUAAGUAUAUUUCAAGCUAUUUAUAUCCUGUACAAAGAUUUUCAGUACUUUGUUUGAGUCGUUUAUUUAUGUUUUGUAUUUAUUGUACAAUGUAUUUAAAUUCUAUUUGUCGGUGUCUGCGCAUCAGUAUUGAGGAAAACGUGCGUGUGGGGAGAGAGGGGUGGGGUUGGAAAUAAGACAGGGUUAAUAAUUAUUUAUGAAUUUUGAGACAAUCAAGGAGGAAAAACGAGACAAUCAAAACUUUUUCUUUUCUCUUUUAUUGGGAGGAAAAACUUUUGAAUAAGAAAACGAUUAAAGCCUUAAAAUUAGAAACAAUCAGGGUUUUUUUGAGAGGAAAAAGAAGCCUACAAAUCAUAUCUCUACUCAGGUGUGACCUCGGACAGGCCUCUGAAUAAUAAUAUUAAUGAUAAUAAGAUUAAAUAUUAAAUAUUAAAACCGCUCUGUGUGAAGAGUUUCCUUCCAAAAUUACGAUAUCCAAAAAUAAUCCCAUCUGAUUGUUUUUACGUAAUCGCCCUUUAUGUUCAAUAAAUCCAUAAAUGGAUAUAAAUGUUUUUGGAAUAAACUCUUCAUGUUCAAUUAUGCAAACACGGCACAAGUUUUGUGCAUGUUUUUUUUGUUCAGUAUCAACACGCAGACUGUCCUGUUCACUCCAUUUAUUUGGUGUGUGUGUUUGUGUUUGUGCGUAAAGGCCUGAAUGAGCGUAAAACGUCCUGCGCAUGUGCGCUCAGAGCCACCGUACAGCCCCUCUCCGUCUUAUUAUUAUGUUUUUUUUCUUUACCGUUUCUGCCGCCUUCUUCCGUUUUUCUGGCCCGCUGACCCACUCCUGUUCCUGGUGAACAUUUGUAAGUGACCCGUGGGGGCUGGAGGCCUCGGCUGCUGCUGCUGGAACUAUUUUAUUUUAUUUUUUUCUUUUAAGGGGCUCCAACAACCCUCAGGCCUUCACACACACACACACACACACACACACACACACACACACACACACACACACACACACACACACACACACACACACACACACACACACCUAUGUGGUCCUUUGGUCAGGUGAAAAACGUUUAUCUCCAUUUUUUUUUCUUUUUGUAAAUGUUUCCCUUGGGAAGGGGAGAAGGUUUAAAACAAUGAAAUGAAUGAGAACAAGCGCGUCCUCUCAGCCUUCCUCUGCAGCCGUGGAGUCACUUUAUUUUACUUUAGGAGACAGCCAUCUCAACAAAAACACUGUCACAGUCAGAGGUGAAGGAAGAGCUACAAACGUGCAUGACAAUCAAUGAAACUGGAGAUCCGAGCUUUGCAGGCCAACUGAAAUGAUAAAUAUGCAACUUCUGUUUCUUUUUUUAAUUUUCUGGGGGAGAAAAAAAAAUGCACAAAAAGUUCCUCAUGUGGAAAAUGUUGGUCAGCUGACCUCAGCGGGAGGGGAGGGGUUUAAGAUGUUUGAUGUGACCAUAAAACCGACACACACACACACAUACACACACACACACACACACACACACACACACAAACACACAUUUGGUUUUGCAGACAAAGGAAAAAAAAAUAGUUCACACAUUAAAAUUCAUGUUUUUGCACAUUUUUGUUUUAUUUGGAAAAAAUGUAAUUUAAUUUUUGGUAAAUUGUUAAACUUUAGUUGAACAUGUGACCCAAAAUGUAACUCUUUAUGACUUCAUUUUACUAAAAGAUGCCUUUUCAUCGGCGCCAUGUGGACAUAUUCCCUCAAACUGACUUUGAUGAUUUGACUAAUAAUCAAUAUUUAAGUCAUAUGUUUUGAAAUAAAAUAUUUUAUUUCAAAUGAAAUAUAUUCAAAUAAAAUAUUUUAUUUCAAAUGGAUCAGCUUUGAUUUCACACAAAAUUUGCAAAAUAAAACAACUUAAAUCACAAACAAAUGAUAAAAUCAGAGAGAUUUUUACACUGUUAAACGUUCUUAACAGAAAUGUGGGAAUUUAGCAAAUCCAUCAUCAUGCAUCACUUCCUGUUUGUUCAAAAAUAACAACUGUAAGAACCGUAAAACGUUUCAGCAGUCGAAGCUCUGAUCACUGUGGUAUUGAUCUGUGUGUCCUCAUAGCUCAGGUCAGUCACACUCAAACUUUCAUAAACAAAACAGCACAAAAUUACUUUUUAAAGGUAAUUUCUGAAAUGAGACAAUGAGAUGAAAUCUAAAGGAAAUUAAUCCAAAUUAUAUCUUUUUCUACUCACUGCUGGAAUUAAACACAUUGAUCAUAGUUUCUCAUAUUUGGGCCUUUUAUUGCAAAAUAAACAGAAUUUAUUGGCUGAAAGUUUGUUUUAAACAGCUGAGCAUCCACACAGGAAACAGGAAGCAGAGUAACUCCCAGCCCCUCCCCCUGUCUCACACACACACACACACACACACACACACACACACACACACACACACACACACACACACACACACACCACUAACAACAAUAACUUUUUUUUAGUUAUUUUUUACAGUGCAAACAUAAAAACUUAUUUAACCUCAGAGAAAUAAAAGCCUCCUGCAGCUCAGAAGAGGAUGACCUUCAACACACACACACACACACACACACACACACACACACACACACACACACACACACACACACACACACACACACACACACACACACACACACACUCCUGCAGGUCAGCCUCACUGUGGUUAAACUUUGGGGGAAACUGUUGGUUUGUUUUUUCUCUUCCUGUCACUUUUUUUUCCAUUCUGGGUUUGUAAAAAAAAGUUUUUGUUUUUUGGAGAUUUGUUUGGUUUUUAUUUUUUGCACUUUUGUAGUUAGCCAUCACUCAGUUGUACGAAGUCUGUAAUGUCUGUUUCGUUGCCGUCUGUCUGUCUUAUUUUUUCCAGAGAAACUAAACUUGAUUAAAAUGCUGAAAUAACCUGAA